Molecule: messenger RNA, 2222 nt
Organism: Paecilomyces variotii
Lineage: Eukaryota; Fungi; Ascomycota; Eurotiomycetes; Eurotiales; Thermoascaceae
Exons: 2
Coding region: 240-2105 (621 amino acids)
Molecular function (GO): flavin adenine dinucleotide binding; oxidoreductase activity, acting on CH-OH group of donors
Source: RefSeq, a predicted model, not a curated record
AGAUAAUAGUCACAACCAUUGUAUUAUUUCGAGCAGCAAUCGCAAAACGAACGACCCCUCAGUGCUCCGUACAGGAGCGCCCGGGGUCUGUUGGGGCCAAAGCAAUAUGGAUUAAGGCCCCCCAAUACCUUUAAGAACCAUGCCACGGGCAAAUACCUAAUACCAGUGAAACUCGCACCUUUGGUGAGAACGAAGACUGAUUGCUUAUUCGCAUCUCCCCACCACGAUUUAUAUCAGAGAUGGCUCGAGACACUUCCUCCGUCGAUGGCCUGGACUCCCAAUCUUUCGAUUUUGUUGUAGUCGGAGGCGGUACAGCUGGACUUGUGAUUGCCAAUCGUCUCACUGAGGACCCUAGUGUCAAAGUUCUCGUCCUUGAAGCUGGUAGCAAUCGUGUUGAUGACCCUCGAAUUUCCGUGCCAGGACUGGCAGCCAGUACCUACUGGGACCCGGAUUUCGACUGGCGCAUCACCAGCCCUCCGCAGGAAGGCCUCAAUGGACGCCAAAUAGCGGAAACUAAGGGCCGUACCCUGGGAGGCUCGUCGGCCAUCAACCUGGGUAUGGUCAUUUAUCCUAGCAAGAGAGACGUCGAUGCGUGGGAAGAGCUGGGGAAUCCAGGAUGGAACUGGGACGCUCUUUCGCAAUACCUCCGGAAAUCUGAGACUUUCACGGCCCCGAAUCCUGCUAUCCGCGAACAACUGUCUCUAGACUAUAUCGAAGAGACGCUUCAGGGAGGAAAUGGACCAAUUCAGAUCUCGUUUGGAGAUGGUCCCUUUCCAACCUUCAUGGCGGCUUGGCCCAAGGUAUUCGAGAACCUCAACCAUAAGCUUACUGGCGAUCCCAUUUCAGGGGUGGCUAAGGGGGCAUUCUGUAAUCCGGCGACUAUCGAUCCGAAGAACAGGACACGAAGUCAUGCUGGUGUCGCCUACUACAACGAAGAAGUUGCGAAACGACCUAACCUACGCGUGGUCACAGAUGCCACUGUUGAGAGAGUUGUCUUGAAGAAAAAUGUUGACGGUACGGUAUCAGCGACUGGCGUGGAGUUUACCGCGAAGGAUGGAGUCCGGAGGACCGCUUCUGCUGCUACUGAAGUCAUUCUUUCUGCCGGAACCAUUAAGACGCCGCACCUGCUAGAGUUAUCCGGGAUUGGAGGAAGCGAGCUCCUAAAGAAGCAUGACAUCGAGGUCAUCGUGGACAACCCGAACGUUGGAGAGAACCUGCAAGAACAUGGUUUUGUGCCUUUUAGCUGGGAGAUUGCAGAGGGACAACAGUCUGGAGAGGCUCUUCGUAUCCCAGAAGUGGCACAGGCUGCUAUGGAUGCUUGGCAACAGCAUUCUGGCGCUGGUCCACUGGGUCUCUGCCCGCUGGCAUCUGCAUUCAUGACGCUGCCCGAACUGCAGGAUGGCGAGAUGAAGGGGCUGGUCAAAAGAUACCUUGAAGACUACCAGUACCCAAGCUUCCCUGGUCAGGAGGUCCAGUAUCGCGUCUUGCGAAAGAUUCUCGAGGAUGAAACAGAACCCUCCGGACAGUAUACAUUGGCGCCGUUCCAGCUUACUCCUGAGAAAGGUCCCACCCCGAAAGACGUUUUCGGAAUGCUUGAGCCAGAAUGCUUCGUCAGUAUUGUCUCUGUGCUCAACCGCCCCUUCUCCCGUGGUCAUGUACACUUAACAUCCAAGGACCCCUAUGACCUUCCCUUGUUCGAUCCGAAAUUCUUCUCUCAUCCUCUCGACCUCGAGAUUCAUGCUAGACAUACGAAGUGGCUGGACACGCUCGCAUCUACGGAGCCAAUGGUCUCUCUGAUAAAGAGUGGCGGCCGUCGUCUGCAUAGCGACAAACCCGUAAUCGACUUAGAUACCGCGCGACAACUGACUAGAGAUCGCCUCGUCCCUCACUACCACCUUGUUGGAACAACAGCAAUGAUGCCUCGCGAGCAGGGCGGCGUCGUGGACGACCGAUUGAAGGUGUACGGCACGAAGAACUUACGAGUAGUUGACGCCGGUAUAAUCCCACUUAUCCCUAGAGGAAACAUCCAGGCGAUAGUCUUUGCCGUUGCUGAGAGGGGAGCGGAUAUCAUAAAGGAAGAUUUGAAGAAGAAGUCUGUGGAAUAAGUUUAUUUUUAAGCUUAUGAUGAUAUCUAUUUCGGACCAAAGUCUAUUAUAUACAGGUAGUAACUAGCUAUAGUCGACUCAUGAAUCGUAUUCCAGCCAUCGCGCUUACUAGAAGCA